Molecule: messenger RNA, 1052 nt
Organism: Anopheles nili
Lineage: Eukaryota; Metazoa; Arthropoda; Insecta; Diptera; Culicidae
Gene: RpLP0-like
Product: mRNA turnover protein 4 homolog
Exons: 2
Coding region: 76-933 (285 amino acids)
Biological process (GO): rRNA processing; ribosomal large subunit biogenesis; ribosomal large subunit assembly
Cellular component (GO): nucleolus; preribosome, large subunit precursor
Molecular function (GO): RNA binding
Source: RefSeq, a predicted model, not a curated record
UAAAGAUUAAACUGGCGCAACGUUGUUCUAGUGUUAUAAUAGUUUAUUUUAAAUUCUGUUCACCUAUCCGCCAGCAUGCCGAAGUCAAAACGAGAUAAAAAGGUCUCGCUCACCAAGACCGACCGGAAAGGGCUGUCCAACAAACAACAGAUCAUCGAGGACAUACAGCAAUGCCGCGAAAAGUACGCAAACGUAUUCCUGUUCUCCGUACAAAACAUGCGCAACAGUAAGCUGAAAGACGUGCGAACGGAAUGGAAAGGUUCACGGUUCUUUUUCGGCAAGAAUCGCGUCAUGCAGCUGGGCCUGAAGUUGAUCAGCGAUGACGAGAGCAGCGCUCCCACAAAGCUGGAAAAGGGCAUGGAACUCCUGCGCGAACAGAUGAUCGGCCAGUGCGGGCUGCUGUUCACGUCCGAAAGCAAAAAGACGGUCGUGGAGUGGUUCGAAUCGUACCAAGUCGAAGAGUUCGCUCGAAGCGGAUUCCGAGCGACGAAAACCGUUAAACUGGAGCCGGGUCCGAUGGAAGAUUUUUCGCACGCCAUCGAGCCCCAUCUCCGGUCGCUCGGUAUGCCGACAAAGCUGGAUCGUGGUAUCGUGACGCUGUACAAAGAGUACACGGUUUGCGAGAAGGGCAAGCUGCUGACACCGGAACAGGCGCGAAUUUUGAAGCUGCUCAACAAACCGAUGGCAAAGUUUAAGGUAAUCAUCAACUGUUGCUACACAAAGAAGGACGGCUUCGAGGAAAUCACCAAACGAGACAUCGAAGUGUCGAAGAAGACGAAAAAGAAGGCAAAGCAAACGCCCGCCAAGAGCACGAAGAAAUCUGCUGAAGCAAUGAGCGAGGACGAAGAUGAUGAUGAGGAAGACGACGACGACGAUGAUGAUGAGGAUGAGGAUGAGGAUGCGAUGGAGCAGGACGACGAUGAUGAAGCGUAGCCACGUCGUUUUAGGUGUAUAAAUAAAACUAAACCCACAUACCGUAUUGUUUAAUCAAAAAAAAACAGCCUUGCAAUCGUAAGUGAAUCCCAUCCCCUCAGAAUUUACGGUACACGUGG